AUGGAUGACGAACCUGCUAUUGACUAUGCCAUCAGUAAUGAGAGACAGCAGCGUUACUCAAACUGGAAGAAGAACACCAAAUUGCUUUACGAUUAUUUGAAUACCAAUAGUGCAAAAUGGCCCUCACUAACUUGCGAAUUCUUCCCCGAUCUAGAUACCACAACAGAUUCGCAUAGACUGCUGUUAUCUUCCUUCACAUCAUCACAAUUGCCAGAGGAUGAGAGCAUAUACAUCUCUAGGAUAUCAACGUUGAAGCACCUUCACUGGUCAUCGCUGAACAACUUCGAUAUGGAUGAGAUGGAGUUUAAACCUGAAAACUCUACAAAGUUACCGCCUAGAAACCUGACAGAUGACAUUUCAAUUAGAAUCCCUAGUGGCGAUAGUAAUAGAGCUCGCUAUCUCCCGCAGAAUCCCGAUGUGAUCUCUGCUGCUUCUUCCGAUGGAUCAAUAUACAUAUUUGAUAGAACCAAGCACAAUAGCACAAUCAGUCGAUCAACGACUUCUAGGCCUUAUGAGAUCAAACUUGAGGUAGCUCCACAAGUAGAAUUGAUGGAUUCACCAAACGAAGUAGUUUCUUUGGACUGGAACAAGAGAAAGGAAGGAAUUCUGGCAUCUUGCCACUCACGCGGUCAAUUGCUCGUGUGGGACAUCUCCCAAUAUUUGCAUUCUAACCCAACGAUCCAAACGCCCAUAUGCUCCAUCGAUGAUUUCGAUCCUCAAGGUGCAAACGAUAUUACAUGGAUGCCAUCCCAUGAUUCAUUGCUUGCCGCCUGUGGUGAAUCCAAUACGGUCGCCAUAUAUGACACGAGAUCCAAGAGUCAGGUUUCUAAGAUACAACCCGGUCUACAUAAUGGAGGGAUCAACUCGUGUGAUUUCAACGCCCAUAACGACUAUCUACUCGCGUCGGCAGACAGUAUUGGUACUGUCCACAUGUGGGAUAUAAGAAAACUCGAUCAAGAUCCAAUUCAGUCAGUAUCACAUGGCAGUUCAAUUUCUACAGUCAAGUGGAACCCCAACGUAGCCACUAUAAUAGCAGUGGCAGGCCAAGAGGACGGCCUUGUCAAGCUCUGGGACGCAUCGAACGGUCAAUUGAUCUUCACUCACGGCGGACACAUGCUGGGAGUAAACGACAUUGCAUGGAAUGCCCACGACCCAUGGCUGAUGUGUUCAGUCUCGAACGACAAUUCAAUUCACCUAUGGAGACCUUCAUCACACUUGGUAGAACCACAGAAUAGCUGA
Messenger RNA from Torulaspora delbrueckii, 1239 nucleotides. RefSeq names its product Msi1p (gene MSI1). The transcript has a single exon. Lineage: Eukaryota; Fungi; Ascomycota; Saccharomycetes; Saccharomycetales; Saccharomycetaceae. Gene Ontology annotation, cellular component: Rpd3L complex; nucleus; Rpd3L-Expanded complex. The record is from RefSeq and is a predicted model, not a curated record. Gene Ontology annotation, biological process: regulation of gene expression. Gene Ontology annotation, molecular function: histone binding. Bases 1 to 1239 code for a protein of 412 amino acids.